UUUUUUUGCACUGCGAUUGUGGGAAUUUAUACCGUUGAAGAUUUGUGGAACAAAUUCGGUGAUCUCAAGAUGCCCGAGGUUGUGGUGGCGAAACAUCUGCUUGCCCGUGUAGUGGGCCUAAUCAUCGUGCCUUGCGUUGUCUACAUCUUGUCCUUCUAUGUCCAUUUUUGGAUCCUUGAGAAUAGUGGCCCUGGAGAUGCGCAGAUGAGCUCACUUUUUCAGGCGAACUUGAAAGGCACCGAAGUUGGAAAGGAUAGUCCUCUUGAGAUAGCGUUGGGGUCGAGGGUGACGCUGAAGAACAUGGGAUAUGGUGGUGGACUUCUUCAUUCGCAUAUCCAAACAUAUCCGGAAGGGUCGACACAACAACAGGUCACGUGCUAUCACCAUAAGGAUGCCAAUAAUGACUGGUUCAUCUAUCCCAAUCGUUAUGAACCCGAGUUUGACCCUGAGGGACCUUUGAGGUUCAUUGGCGAUGGUGACAUCAUCCGUCUAAUCCAUGGGCAGACAGGCCGGAACUUGCAUUCACAUGCUAUAUCGGCCCCGGUCACUAAAAGCCAAUUCGAAGUCUCUUGCUACGGUAACAUUACUAUCGGCGAUGACAAAGAUCAUUGGACGGUUGAGGUUGUUGAUGAUGUUGCCUCUAGAGAUAGGAGCAAGAUCCGGACUCUCACCACUGCAUUUCGCUUAAAACAUCCUGCCCUGGGUUGCUACUUACGUGCAGGAAAUGUAAACCUGCCACAAUGGGGCUUCAAACAGAUUGAGACCACAUGCGUGAAGGAGAACAAACCCGGCGAUGUUUACACGCAUUGGAAUGUCGAAUCUCAUUACAACGAAAAACUCCCACCUGGUGACCCAGGAUCCUACAAAUCUCCUUUCUGGAAGGACUUUAUUCAUUUAAACGUCGCCAUGAUGACGUCCAACAACGCUCUUGUUCCGGACCCCGAUAAGCAAGACGAUCUCGCUUCCAAAUUCUGGCAGUGGCCUAUACUCAAUGUAGGUCUUCGGAUGUGUUCAUGGGACGAUACCACAAUCAAGUAUUACCUUCUUGGAAACCCCGUCGUUUAUUGGGGAAGUACCUUGAGCCUUGCUCUGUUUGGUCUGUUGGUGCUUUGGUAUCUUGUGCGUUGGCAGCGAGGCUAUAAUGAACUUACUCAAGCGGACAUCAGUCACAUCCACUAUUCCGGACUGUACCCAGUCAUAGGGUGGGUGCUACACUAUCUACCUUUUGCUGUUAUGGCGCGAGUGACAUAUGUCCACCACUAUUACCCAGCUCUCUACUAUGCCAUACUUACAUUCGGGUUUUGUAUUGAUUGGUUCACUCAAGGGAUGAACAAAAAGUUGCGAUGGGCGGUGUAUGCAUUCCUUUACUGCCUUAUCAUCGGCAUGUUUGUGUACUUUCGAGCUAUCGUGUUUGGCAUCGAAGGGAGCAGCCAGCAGUGGACUCAUCUGAAUUGGCUCAGUGGAUGGCGAAUUGCGAAUUAAGUUGCUUUCGCAUCAGCAACAGCACCAUCACCACCACCACCGUCGUCGUCCUUCAUCCUCCGCUUUUCUGAUAAUGGCAUUUCCAGUCAUCACUACACUUGCUAUACAAUACCAUUUUUGUAUGCUAUUGCUGUCUUGUGAACUGCUGUAAAAGGUAGUCUGUUAUUGUCCCAGGGUUGAACCAUUCUUAAAUUGAUCGCAUAGCUCUUGGGGUAUGUCUCUUUGCUCUCCUAUUUCCCCCUUUCCCAUUUGCGCUUGGGUGCACGAGUUUUUUGAGCAUGAUGUUUAAAUGGCUAUGUGCAGUUGACAUGAGAUCAUGGGAGCCUGUGUUGACUUCGUAGACCUUGCAUAUAACACUACCUCUCAUGGUGACCGCGAAAGGGUCAUAUACAUGCGCAUAGGACAUGAUAGUGUGCCACCAGUGGAAU
Aspergillus ibericus CBS 121593 is the source of this 1910-nucleotide messenger RNA. RefSeq names its product protein O-mannosyl transferase (gene pmt2). The transcript is spliced from 3 exons. The record is from RefSeq and is a predicted model, not a curated record. Lineage: Eukaryota; Fungi; Ascomycota; Eurotiomycetes; Eurotiales; Aspergillaceae. Gene Ontology annotation, cellular component: endoplasmic reticulum. Gene Ontology annotation, biological process: protein O-linked glycosylation via mannose. The coding region runs from base 70 to 1482 and encodes 470 amino acids. Gene Ontology annotation, molecular function: dolichyl-phosphate-mannose-protein mannosyltransferase activity.